Messenger RNA from Erythranthe guttata (spotted monkey flower), 1087 nucleotides. RefSeq names its product CBS domain-containing protein CBSX2, chloroplastic. The record is from RefSeq and is a predicted model, not a curated record. NCBI's taxonomy places the organism in Eukaryota, Viridiplantae, Streptophyta, Magnoliopsida, Lamiales, Phrymaceae.
AUGUGAAAAAAUAUCUCAUUACCCUUUCCACCUAUCUCUCUCUCUCUCUCCUCUUUCUCUCUCUAUAACUGGCAUCGUCGUUUCUUCCCUUUCACUUUUUCUCACACGCAUCAAACCUAGCCAAUGGAAUCCGUUAUUUUUGCUGAAUUCCGAGUCGCUUUUCCACUUUCAGGAUCAAUCUCCACCGUCCAUGGCCACAGUUUAUCCUGUACCUUCGCGCACUGUAGCAGCACCUCUCGAUUCCCCAAACCCGCCGUUACCACCAGUUCCGCGUCUUCCGGCCGGCGGCGACGCCAAUUUUCUGAAUUCAGACGGCCGAGUGCUCUUCCCUUUGCCACUGCUAGCAUCGACACCCCCAAUUCAGUUCCCCCGCGAGAUGGAAUCUUCACAGUUGGUGAUUUUAUGACAAGAAGAGAGCAUUUGCAUGUUGUAAAACCGACAACCACUGUUGAUGAAGCUCUUGAUACUCUUGUUGAGAAAAGAAUUACUGGAUUUCCUGUGGUCAAUGAUGACUGGAAGUUGGUUGGUGUUGUCUCUGACUAUGAUUUGUUGGCACUUGACUCCAUCUCAGGUGGUAGUCAACAAGAUACAAAUAUGUUCCCGGUUGCCGACAGCACUUGGAAAACAUUCAAUGAAAUUCAGCGGUUACUCAGCAAAACCAAUGGGAAGGUUGUGGGUGACCUUAUGACUCCUGCUCCUCUCGUUGUGCGUGAAAGUACCAAUCUUGAGGAUGCCGUGAGGUUAUUGCUUAAAACAAAGUACCGUCGACUACCAGUUGUAGACGGUGAAGGAAAGCUGAUUGGUAUUAUUACAAGGGGCGAUGUCGUGAGAGGCGCUCUUCACAUAAAGAAAACCGCGGAAAACAUGUGAUUAAACUCUUGUUAUCAUCGAUUAAGAGGUAAUUAAGGUAUUGACUAUGCUCCGAAACUGAGAAUAAAAACAUCAUUCUUGUACGGCUUGUGCCUGUAAAUUUUGUAUUAAAUGUUUUUACUUGUAUGGCUGCUGUAGUUAGAAUCUAUUAUUCUAGUGAGAUUCGGAUUUCAAUAUGGUGUUCUUAUAGAGGUGAAAUACACUGUCGUUUUCUCUU